ACUACACUACAAACAACUGUAGUCUACGUAUAGUUACCACCAGCUGAAGGGGAUAUUACUAUUUCUAGGGCUUUUUUCUGCGUAUUCAAGAAAGUCUAAACACAAACACACUCUCAAAUUCGCUGCUUAUAGAUUUCAGGAGGUUUCAUGGUAUUUUUAAAUAGGGUGUCUCGGAUAAAAAGAUAGUCUUUUGUUACGGUUGCAAUGGAAACUAUAGAUAUUGUGUCAUCAGAUAGUAGUGAUAGUGAUUGGGAUCUGGAUGAGGUUAAGGCACUGAUUGAUUCUGUUCCGUCAGAGUCUACUGCUCAUCCAAUUUCAACAGUUCAAGGUCAAUCGUCCCAAGUAUCUACUUCAAAUGGAAUCUCGGCAAAACCAAGACCAGGAUUGGCUGCCAAUCAAAGGGCCCUUACAUCCAGGGGAAAUACCUCUGGUAGCAUUUUGACCGUUGAUAAUAGACCUUCACGUAAACUGCCUUCACCAGCAAGUGUGAAUGCUUACAACGGAAGCUCAUUACACCGUAGCCAGCAAAUACAGGGUCAUAUUCAUAAGUCUCCAGGCUCAACUAGCAGUUUGGGAGUUUCAAACCUGAGAAUAACCCAAGAUAAUAAUCCUACGAGUUCAGCUCAUAAAGAUAACAAUCAAUAUACACCUUUACAAGGCUCUAAAAGGGCACUUCCACCAUCUAUACAUCGUCAAGUACCUUUAGUGGACAAUGUGGGUAGCAGUCAGAUGCGUGAAUCUUAUAGAAAAACUCUUUUUUCUCAACAAAAUUCAGCAUAUGGCAUGAGCCAUAUGAAAAAUCAAACUGGCAGGGGAAGUGAUGAUGAAAUAGUAAUGUUCGAUAGCAGCGGGUGUAGGAUUCAACCUCCAUCACAUGCAAAGUCUACUUUAACAUCACAGCAUACCAGUUCGACAGAUACAGUUUUUCGCUCUGCAGUUGGCCAAGACAGAGUAGCUGAACCUGAUGAGAGGCUAAUUUUCCAAGCAGCAUUGCAGGAUCUAAGUCAACCUAAAGUUGAAGAAGAUCUACCUAAUGGCCUCAUGACAGUCCCUCUUCUUAGACACCAGAAAAUUGCACUAGCCUGGAUGUUUCAAAAGGAAACUAAAAGCACUUAUUGUUCUGGUGGAAUUCUUGCUGAUGAUCAGGGCCUUGGUAAAACCAUUUCAAUGAUUGCCAUUAUACUGAAGCAGAGAUCUUUACAGUCGAAAUCCACACCAGAAGAUCAAAACCAGCUGACAACUGAAGCCCUAAAUUUAGAUGAUGAUGAUGAUGAUGAUAAAAUUACUAUUCUUGAUGAUGACAAAAAAGAUGGGGAAUCUAAUGACCUUAAAUUGCUACCAGAAGCAAGUACUUCUAGACGGGAAUUUAAGAGUUCAAGGCCUCAAGCAGGGACAUUGGUUGUGUGUCCAGCAAGUGUGCUUCGUCAAUGGGCCAGGGAGCUGGCUGAGAAAGUUGCAAAAGAAGCUCCACUUAAAGUUCUAAUUUAUCAUGGAGGCACUAGAACAAAGGAUCCUAGUCAACUAGCAGCAUAUGAUGUAGUUCUCACAACAUAUGCUCUUGUGGCGAAUGAGGUCCCAAAACAACCUGUGGUUGAUGAGGAUGAAGAUGAUAUGAGAAAUGCGGAAAGGCAUAGAUUUUCCGCUGAGUUCUCUACUAACAAGAAACAAAAGAAAAUGAAUGGUGCUGGUAAGAGACGAAAGAAAGGUAAUAAAGGGAUUGACUUUUCUGAUAUUGACUUGGAUUCUGGUGCUCUUGCAAGAGUGCGUUGGUUUAGGGUCAUAUUGGAUGAAGCACAGACAAUAAAGAACCACAGAACGCAGGUGGCCAGGGCCUGCUGUAGUCUAAAAGCAAAAGUAAGAUGGUGUUUAUCUGGAACACCCAUACAAAAUUCAAUAGAUGAAUUGUUCAGCUACUUCAGAUUUUUGCGAUAUGAUCCAUAUAGUGCCUACAAACCUUUUAUUAGUAUGCUAAAGAACCCCAUUUCCAGAAAUUCUGUCCAAGGAUAUAAAAAGCUUUAUGCUGUGCUCAGGACCGUAAUGCUUCGUCGAACUAAAGACACAUUCAUUGAUGGAGAGCCUAUUAUUACAUUACCAUCAAAAACAAUAAAUCUAAUUAAGGUGGACUUCUCUGCCGAGGAACGGGCUUACUAUCAAAAACUUGAAGCUGAUUCACGCUCACAGUUCAAAGCCUAUGCUGCUGCUGGCACUUUGGGUCAAAAUUAUGCAAAUAUACUGCUCUUGCUCUUGCGCCUUCGGCAAGCUUGUGACCACCCGCUGCUAGUAAAAGGCUUCACUUCGGAUUCUGUUGGAAGAUAUUCCUCGCAGAUGGCAACAACUCUUCCUAGGGAUAUGCUAAUAAACUUGUUGAAGCAACUACAGACGACCUCAGCCAUUUGUGGUUGGUGCAAAGAUCCACCCGAAGAUGCAAUUGUCACCAUGUGCGGACAUGUUUUCUGCUAUCAGUGUGUAUCAGAAUUCUUAAGGGGAGAUGAAAAUACAUGUCCUUCACCUGAAUGCAAAGAACAACUUGGUCCUGAUCUUGUGUUUUCGAAAGCUACCUUGAGAAGUUGUCUAUCUGAUGAUCAAGAUGAUAAUCCCUCUAGUUCAUCCCAAUCUGAAAAAUCUUCCGUAGUUUUGCAGAGGGACUAUAUUUCUUCAAAAAUUAAAGCUGCUUUGGCAAUUCUUAUGACUCAUUGCAAAUCAAACAGUCAAAUGUUGCAGUUGCAUGGCGUGGUUUCUUCAGAUCGAGAGGAAGAACUAUUAGAGUCAGGUGGUUCAUGUUCGGAUGCACAAAUUGGAGCUCCAAGAAAGGCUAUUGUUUUCUCUCAGUGGAUUGGCAUGUUGGAUUUAUUUGAAAUGGCACUGAAACAGUCUGGUCUAGAGUAUAGGACACUUGAUGGUACAAUGACAUUAUCUGCAAGAGACAAGGCUGUCAGGGAAUUUAACACUGACCCCGAGGUAACAGUUAUGCUCAUGUCGCUAAAAGCUGGUAACCUUGGUCUGAAUAUGGUUGCUGCAUCGCAUGUGAUCCUUUUGGAUCUUUGGUGGAAUCCAACUACUGAAGAUCAGGCUAUUGACAGAGCUCAUCGAAUCGGACAGACUCGUCCUGUCACUGUAUCAAGGCUCACUAUCAGAGAUACUGUUGAAGAUAGGAUAUUGGCUCUUCAGGAUGAGAAAAGGAAAAUGGUUGCAUCUGCAUUCGGUGAGGAUCAAAGUGGGGGCACAGGAAGUCGAUUAACUGUGGAAGACCUGAAAUAUCUAUUUAUGGGUAACAAUAACAUGGUUUGACAGGUGAAUCUAGCAUGCACAAGUUUUGCCAUAAAAAAGAAAAUGUAGUAUGUAAUGAAUUUCUAAAUACUUGUAGGAAACAAAACAUUAGCAUUUAAGUGUAGAAUUAACCAUCGGACCUAGUAGGUUUGCGCUCUGCAUAAUCUGGUGCUGCACCAGUUUUUGGGUCAGCAAAUGGAGCAAUUUUGUUGUGAUAAUAUAUGUGGAUACUAGAUACUAUGUAUGUAGGGGAUGUAAAUAUAAGAACCAAAAAUUUGUACUUGAUCAAACGCAAAAUCCGAGAAACAGCGGGAGCAAGCCAUUUGGUCGGGACUAAUGCCCAGAUCAUUAGUUUUGUAAUUAUGGUAAAUUGGAUAAAACGUAUUGUUCAUUGUUGCGAUUAAAGACAGAAAAUUGUUAAUGUUA
Daucus carota subsp. sativus is the source of this 3693-nucleotide messenger RNA. RefSeq names its product helicase-like transcription factor CHR28. The transcript is spliced from 13 exons. The record is from RefSeq and is a predicted model, not a curated record. Gene Ontology annotation, biological process: DNA repair. Bases 205 to 3288 code for a protein of 1027 amino acids. Gene Ontology annotation, cellular component: nucleus. Gene Ontology annotation, molecular function: ATP-dependent chromatin remodeler activity; metal ion binding; ATP binding. Lineage: Eukaryota; Viridiplantae; Streptophyta; Magnoliopsida; Apiales; Apiaceae.